AUUUAGGAAAUAUUAAGAGUGUCGACGAUUCUCGAACAUUUGGUUCUUUCGCAUGCUGAUAACAAUUCUUCAAAGGCGUUCGAGCUUAGACGGAAAAAAUGAAGCUUGACAGCAUUCAGUUUCAAAUUGAAUCUGAGCGUUUCAAGUUUGCAACUUUGUAAAUCAAAAUGAAAAUAUUUUUAACAGUUUUAAUUAUUAUAUUUAAUUCGGGAUAUAUACAUUCAAAUAACGAAUACGAUCUCACUACGAAAAGCAACGAAGUGAAAAAUACUACUUGGGCAAUUAUCGCAGACAACGAAGAAAAAUGCUACGCAUAUUGUUUUAAUAUAUUACAACCAGUCUUAGAACAUACAGUUCAUAUACAAGUGAAGGACCAGCAAAUUCAGAAUCAAGCUGUUAGCUUAUCAGCAUAUGAAAAGCAAAUAGCAAAUCUCAAAAUUAAACUGGCAAUAUACGAAGAGACUAUUAGAAAUAAAGAUCUUCAGCUAAACCAACAGCUUCUGGUUUCUCAAAAGUUUCAAAACGAAACUAUAGAUUUGAAAGCAAAACUGGGAAUCUUUGAAGAGAGCAUUCGAACUAAAGACAUUCAGUUGGACCAACAGAUUCUAUUUUCAAAUAAAUGUAAAAAUGAAACUCUUGACAAAAACAACAUUAUAGCAUCCAAGGAUGAACUGCUCUCCAAAUCGAAUGAAAAACUUACUGAAUACAAAAUAAAACUUGAGAAUUGUGGAGCCGCAAGUUGUAUUAAUAAAUUGACUGAUAUUUAUGAGAUAAAAGUGCCUGGAAUCGAUGCAUUUUCUGUGCCAUGUGAUUCGCGUUUAGCUGGCUCUGGAUGGACUGUGAUUCAAAGACGUAUGGAUGGAUCUGUUGAUUUUAAUCGCAAUUGGACAGAUUAUCGUAAAGGAUUUGGUGAUCUGCGUGGAGAAUUUUUCAUUGGACUCGAUAAACUGCAUCUAAUAACAAAAUCGCAAACGCACGAGUUGUAUAUUUACCUUAAGGACUUUGACGACGAGGAGCGAUAUGCCCGAUAUGAUAAUUUUUACAUAGGAGAUGAGGACGAGUUUUAUAAAAUUAAAUCCAUUGGCAGUUACUCUGGUGAUGCUGGCAAUGCCUUGGAACAUCAUAAGAACUCGAAAUUUUCGACUGCAGAUCGGGAUAAUGAUGGCGCUAAAGGACAUUGCGGACACAUCUACAAAUCCGGUUGGUGGUUUGAAAGUUGUUAUAUGUGUAAUUUAAAUGGAAUUUAUGAUAAGAAUGCGAAAGGAUUACGCGAUCCAGGCGUGAAAUGGAAUUCGUGGAGUAAUAACCCUCUUAAAUUUGUUCAAAUGAUGAUUAGACCAAAAUAAAAGAAAAUGAAUAAACUCAAGCAAAAAUUGCAAAGCGGAAAUGUAAUAAGAAUAAAAAUCAAGAA
Molecule: messenger RNA, 1411 nt
Organism: Drosophila albomicans
Lineage: Eukaryota; Metazoa; Arthropoda; Insecta; Diptera; Drosophilidae
Product: fibrinogen-like protein 1
Exons: 3
Coding region: 168-1346 (392 amino acids)
Source: RefSeq, a predicted model, not a curated record